Mesitornis unicolor (brown roatelo) is the source of this 219-nucleotide messenger RNA. RefSeq names its product ATP synthase subunit d, mitochondrial-like. The transcript has 2 exons. The annotation marks the transcript as partial. NCBI's taxonomy places the organism in Eukaryota, Metazoa, Chordata, Aves, Mesitornithiformes, Mesitornithidae. Gene Ontology annotation, molecular function: proton transmembrane transporter activity. The record is from RefSeq and is a predicted model, not a curated record. Gene Ontology annotation, biological process: proton motive force-driven ATP synthesis.
AUGGCGGGCCGCAGAGCUGCCAUCAAGGCCAUUGACUGGGCGGCCUUCGCCGAGAGGGUGCCCCCCAACCAGAAGGCCAUGUUCAACGCUCUGAAGAGCCGCAGUGAUGCGCUGUCGGCCCGGUUGGCUGCCCUGCCAGAGAAACCUCCAGCCAUCGACUGGGCUCAUUACAAGGCUGCCGUUGCCAAAGCUGGCAUGGUGGAUGAGUUUCAGAAGAAG